Messenger RNA from Sphaeroforma arctica JP610, 468 nucleotides. RefSeq lists its product as hypothetical. Gene Ontology annotation, molecular function: GTPase activator activity. Bases 1 to 468 code for a protein of 155 amino acids. The transcript has 2 exons. The record is from RefSeq and is a predicted model, not a curated record. NCBI's taxonomy places the organism in Eukaryota, Ichthyosporea, Ichthyophonida. Gene Ontology annotation, biological process: activation of GTPase activity.
AUGUGCCCUUCUCAUCUGCCUGUGCAUGGCCACAACAGGAUUCUUCUGGGAUUGCAUCCGUUUGGCUCUGAUUGUGGCACGCGCAGACGCAUAAGCCGAGAGAAGCGAGAGGAGUACUGGGCACUCAAAGGCCGAUGGCUAAUCAACAACGGCGAAGCACUCGACGACGACGAGCGCGACAGUGUCAUGGCUGAGCGCGAGAUGAUCGAGAAGGAUGUGGUGCGCACAGACAGGACCAGCACAUUCAUGAUCGGUGAGAACAACCCCAACUUAGCCAUCAUGGUGGAGAUACUGGUGACGUACACCACACACUGUCCUGAGCUGGGCUAUGUCCAGGGUAUGUCUGACCUUCUGGCGCCAGUGCUGCAGAUCUGUGAGAACGAGGCCGAUGGCUUUUGGUGCUUUGUGGGGUAUGUAGAUUGUUCUGUGUUAUCUGGUGAUACCCUUUGUGUGUUGUCAAUAGUUUAA